ACUCCUUCCAGAUCCCAACCCCUAAUGCGCGGCAUCUCGUUCAUGACCAUGGCAACUCUUGCCCUGGCUCACCUCUCCCUGGCUCGUCUCGCCAACCAAAAGGUCAUUGCAUCCGACAACGAUGACAUGACCGAGGUUCACGAAGCCCUCUUCCAAGCCGGCAUCAUCCCCAACGUCAUUUCCGAGUUCCAGCCCGUCCUCGGUCUCUCUGCCUCUUGGUCCAAAGACGCAACUGCGUCGCUCGGCAACAGCCUCGACCCUUCGGCGCUCUCUUCGCCCCCAUCGGUUCAUCUCGAAAAAGCCGGUUCCGCAUCCAACCUCGAGGCAGACAAGUCCUACGUCCUCACCCUCACGGACCCGGACGCCCCAUCGCGCGGCGAUCCCAAAUGGGGCGAGUUCUGCCACUGGAUCGCCACGGGACUCUCCAUCUCCGCCUCGGCGAGCAAGCUCGAGGACGUGCUGGAGUACAAACCCCCCGCGCCGCCGGAGAAGACGGGGCCCCAUCGCUACAUUUUGAUCGCCUUUGUGCCCGCCAACGGGACCACCGAGCCCCUGAACCUCUCGAAGCCGGGUGAUCGGAAACACUGGGGGGCCAGCGCGCCGGGGCACGGCGUCAAGGAUUGGGCGCAUGCCAAUGGGCUCGUGCCGAUCGCUGCGAAUUUCUUCUACGCUCAGAACAAGAAGCAGUAAUGACGGGCAAUGAUUCCGUGGAAGAAAGGACCAG
Messenger RNA from Verticillium alfalfae VaMs.102, 724 nucleotides. Its product is annotated as carboxypeptidase Y inhibitor. NCBI's taxonomy places the organism in Eukaryota, Fungi, Ascomycota, Sordariomycetes, Glomerellales, Plectosphaerellaceae. The transcript has 3 exons. Gene Ontology annotation, molecular function: peptidase inhibitor activity; phospholipid binding. Gene Ontology annotation, biological process: regulation of proteolysis; regulation of Ras protein signal transduction. The coding region runs from base 25 to 690 and encodes 221 amino acids. The record is from RefSeq and is a predicted model, not a curated record.